AUGCUACAUAUUUUGUGGACAGCGUGGGUCUUGGGGACCCUUGUCAGCCUCUCCAAGGAAGAGUCCUCUGAUCAGGCUGCUCCUCUGUCUUGUGAGCCCACUGGUGUCUGUGAUGGCAGCUAUAGAUCUUUGACCUCCAUCCCCUCUGGGCUCACGGACAUUGUGAAAAGCCUUGACCUGUCCAACAAUGAGAUUUCCUACGUGGGCGACACCGACUUGCAGAGGUGCGUGACUAUGAAGACCCUGAGGCUGGGCUCCAACAGAAUUAACACAAUAGGGGAAGAUUCUUUUCGUUUUCUGAAGAGUCUCGAAUAUUUGGAUUUAUCCUAUAAUCACUUAUUUAAUUUAUCAUCCUCCUGGUUCAGGCCCCUUUCUUCUUUGAAAUUCCUAAACUUGCUGGGAAAUCCUUAUAACACACUUGGGGAAGCAGCUCUUUUUUCUCAUCUCACAAACUUGCGGAUCCUGAAAGUAGGGAAUAUUGAUGCCUUCACUCAGAUUCAGAAGAAGGACUUUGCUGGACUCUCUUUUCUUGAGGAACUUGAGAUUGAGGCGUCCAAUCUCCAGAAGUACGAGCCAGGGAGUUUGAAGACCAUUCAGAACAUCAACCACCUGAUCCUUCGGAUGAGGCGUUCUGUCUUCCUGCUGGGGAUUUUUGUGGAUCUGUUGAGUUCCUUGGAAUAUCUGGAACUGAGAGGCAUGGAUUUGAAAACUUUCACUUUUUCAAAACUACCCAUCACUGAAACCAACCCAGUGAUGAAAAAGUUUACCUUUAAAAAUGUGGAAAUCAGUGAUGGAAGUUUUGGCCCCCUCGUGCAAUUGCUCAGUUAUGUGCCUACGGUGUCACAAGUCCACUUUUACGAAUGUACCCUCAUCGGACUAGGCGACUUUAGCACCUCUGAUAUACACCAAAUCAAAGUCAUGGAGAACAUAGAGACGGUAGGAAUCCGGAAUUUACGAAUCCCACAGUUUUUCUCAUUUUAUGAUCUCAGCAGCAUCUAUUCCCUUACAGGAAGUGUUAAAAGAAUCACCAUUGAAAACAGUAAGGUUUUUCUGGUCCCUUGUCAACUUUCACAACAUUUAAAGUCACUAGAAUAUUUUGAUCUCAGUAACAACUUAAUGGUUGAAGAAUACUUGGAACACUCAGCCUGUGAGCAUGGCUGGCCCUCCCUACACACCUUAAUUUUAAGGCAAAAUCACUUGACAUCACUAAAAAGAACAGGGGAAGUUUUGCUUACUCUAAAAAACCUCACUAGCCUUGACAUCAGUAAGAACAAUUUUAAUUUUAUGCCUGAAACUUGUCAGUGGCCAGAGAAGAUGAAAUAUUUAAACCUGUCGGGCACGAGAAUCCAGAGCGUAACCGGCUGCAUCCCCCGGAUGCUGGAAGUUUUAGAUGUCAGCGGGAACAACCUCAACUCAUUCACUCUGCUUCUGCCCCAGCUCCGGGAACUUUAUAUUUCCAGGAACAAGUUAAAGAGGCUGCCAGCUGCUUCCUUCUUACCCACAUUACAAGUCUUGAGAAUCAGCAGGAAUACACUCAAUACUUUCUCUCAGGAGCAACUGGAUUCCUUUGGGAACCUGAAAACGUUGGAGGCUGGCGGGAACAACUUCAUUUGCUCCUGCGAGUUCCUGUCUUUCACCCAGGGGCACCAGACCCUGGCCGCGCUGCUGGUCGGCUGGCCGCAGGGCUACCUGUGUGAGUCCCCGUCACAGGUGCGGGGUCAGCGGGUGCAGGACGCUCGGCUCCCGCUGUCUCACUGCCACAGGGUGGCCAUCGUGUCUGCCGUGUGCUGCGUGCUCUUCCUGCUGCUCCUGCUCACGGCGGUUCUGUGCCACCGCUUCCACGGCCUGUGGUACCUGAGAAUGACGUGGGCCUGGCUUCAGGCCAAAAGGAAGCCCCGCAGAGCCGCCCCCCGGGACCUUUGCUACGACGCCUUUGUCUCCUACAGUGAGCAGGACAGCAACUGGGUGGAGAACCUGCUGGUGCAGGAGCUGGAGCACUUCGACCCCCCGCUAAAGCUGUGUCUUCACAAGCGGGACUUUGUUCCCGGCAAAUGGAUUAUUGACAACAUCAUCGAUUCCAUCGAGAAGAGCCACAAAACCAUCUUUGUGCUGUCGGAAAACUUCGUCAAGAGUGAGUGGUGCAAGUACGAACUGGACUUCUCGCACUUCCGGCUCUUUGAUGAGAACCACGAUGCCGUCAUUCUCAUUCUGCUGGAGCCCAUCGAGAAGAAGGCCAUCCCGCGGCGCUUCUGCAAGCUGCGGAAGGUCAUGAACACCAAGACCUACCUGGAGUGGCCCCUGCAGUUAGCGCAGCGGGAGGCCUUUUGGCAAAGCCUGAGAACUGCCAUCAAGUCGUAGGGCCUCCCGGGGAGGCCCCAGCAGCCUGCCUGAGUGACCAGUAGCCACUGAGUCUGUUCUGACACAACUGCUUGUCAACCGCGCGGUGUCCUGGCUUCAGGAGAGCCGCUUACUACAACCUCUAACACCUGCGAUUUUAUGUAGAGUGCUGUUUUAUAAAAACAGCUGCCAAAUUGAAAUAGCAUUUUUCCCCCCUCUGAGACGGUCAUGAUCUAUAAGCUCCUUAUGGAUGCCUGCAUUAUUCAUGGUCAUUGGUUUAGUUCUUUGGGGAGUAGCAGGAAGGAGCAGGUUUCACAUGGACAGGUGGCACAGCUUUCUGACCUGUUUGCCCUGGGCAUUCUCUCUGCUCUCUGUGAAGCUGCUGUCUGGAGAAGCAGAAAAAUUUCAGGUCACUCAGCCAAACUUGUUGCUACUUCUGGAAAAAUGUGUGUGCCCUAAUUAUACUUUCCAGGAUAUCAAAUACCGGGAAGGUGUGUUUUUUCCCGA
Condylura cristata (star-nosed mole) is the source of this 2844-nucleotide messenger RNA. It is a transcript of the gene TLR2, whose product is annotated as toll-like receptor 2. NCBI's taxonomy places the organism in Eukaryota, Metazoa, Chordata, Mammalia, Eulipotyphla, Talpidae. Gene Ontology annotation, molecular function: triacyl lipopeptide binding; protein binding; transmembrane signaling receptor activity. Gene Ontology annotation, cellular component: membrane. The record is from RefSeq and is a predicted model, not a curated record. Bases 1 to 2358 code for a protein of 785 amino acids. Gene Ontology annotation, biological process: immune response; toll-like receptor signaling pathway; inflammatory response. The transcript has a single exon.